AUGUGUAAUGAGAAACGGGCGGCACCUGGUCGAUAUAUCCAACCCAAGACUCCACCAUCCUUGAAAUGCAGAGGCAGAAUAGAAGAGAUGCACAAUCUGGAGCGAUCCGGUAACGGGACUCCUAUCAAAGAAAAGGAGGAUCAUACAGCAGAUGAUUCGACCUUGUACAAAUGUGAACACAUCAGAGCCACCACGUGUCGGAACCUGACCUCCAUUGCGUUGGCCUACUGGGGAGAGGUGAAAGAUCUCCCCGGCUAUGAUAUCGCUCAACACACUACUGUUCAUGACAAGGCGCUGCCUGAGCCAUGUAUCAAAUGCAUCUCGGAGACCUUUAUGAGGAAACAGCUCAAGGGCGGAUUGAAAUGGGCAAUUUCGGAAACCGAAUCGCUUCUGUCGCUGCCCCUUUCGCCUCAGCUUAAAAUCUAUGAUCGGAUGAGUUACUGCGAAGGAAAACUAAAUAUUCAGCAGUUUCGCUUUAAUCAUUGCCACUUUGCAAUUUAUGCCCCUUUCUAUUUGGAGGAGAAGGUCUAUGGUGUUGUGCGUGAAAGUCCUGAGGCACAGGCUAUUUACGCUGUUGCUUGCCUGUCGGACUCGAAUUAUAGCCCCCUAAACGACCUGAAGAAGCAUCACCUCCUCAAGACUUUUGAUCAACUCAUAAGUCGGUUAGACCAUUGGAACACUGCGACAGCAAACGAAGAACACUAG
This is a messenger RNA of Fusarium redolens, 705 nucleotides long. RefSeq lists its product as uncharacterized. The record is from RefSeq and is a predicted model, not a curated record. Bases 1 to 705 code for a protein of 234 amino acids. Lineage: Eukaryota; Fungi; Ascomycota; Sordariomycetes; Hypocreales; Nectriaceae. The transcript has 3 exons.